AUGACGUCAUUGGAAGACGUCCCGAGCACGUCUCGGCUGGAUUUCCCUCAAGGGACUUCUUCUUCUUCUACGUCUUCUAGGUGGGCAACCAGUUCAUUUAGCAACUGUUCGGGAAGAAAUAAUAAUGAAAAAUGAAGAAUUUUUCAUUGAUGUCUUGAACUUCGUUCAUUUUUUGUGUAUUUCAAGACGAUUUUUCAAAUUUUUUAGUAUUUUGAACCCUUUGAAGUCCGUUUUACAGCCAAGAUUGCGUUCCAACACACAUUCUAGUCGAGUUGACAUCCCUGGAGGAACUCACCUUUCCCACAAGUUCUUCCAAAAGAUUAAAGGUAAGAAAUCGGUGAAAGGAAGUGAAGAUAAGCGUAUUUUCAGAUUUUUUUUGCUUAUUGCUAGGAAAAUAUCUACUAGAUUUGCCAUGGGUUUUCCAUUGAUUUUUCCUCUUUCUUUUGCGUAUUUAUUAUUAAAGCACUAUUUCUUUUUUUAAUCAUUAAUUUUAUGAAAUUAUUUCAAUUAACCAAAGAAAGUUGUUGCUGAAAAAAAGUAGUUUUCAGAACUUUCUCAUUUUCUUUGAACUUUUCGGGGUUUUUGCUCGGAUGGUCCCUAGCGAGGUUAGGGAAAAAAAGCAGCCCCUACAGAGGACAAAAAAAAAGAACUCCCUAGAGGGCUAAUAUUGAAAGGAUCCCCAUAGGAGUUUGAGGUCUGACACCUGAGCUCCUGAAGAACAGGUGGCCCCUAUAUUGGGCUUUCUUUUUUCUUAAGGUUUGAAAAAAAGAUGUUUUAUAAAUACGUAUAGGAACUACUAGCACGCUCCCCUAAAGGGGCCACUUAUGCAAGCGUUUGCGCCCCCUGUAGGGAAAGGUAAGGUGGAUCUUAGUGGGGAACCUGAGCUGGCCCCUCUAGUGACCACUUUGGAAGUUCCAACAAUUUAAUGAAAAUCGGAAAGAAUGUAUUGAGAUGUUAUAUAGAAAUCAGAAAAUUUGCUGAUCUGUGAUCCAAAUCAUCGAAAAAUCAUUGAAUAAGUCACCAAUAACAUGGUUUUCAGUACACGUGUGUGGCCAGCUCUUCGAGAAACUUGAUCCUUGGCACUUCCACAGGAACUGUUUAUGUUUUUUCGCGUUAUGCGGCCAGAAAUCGGUCCAGAACCAGUUCCUCGAUUCCUGUACAAGUUUUCACCACCAAGGAUGGUCCGGUUAAUAUGGUUGGUUCAAAAAAAAAGGAGUGAUAUGGGAGAAAAAGGACCCGAAUACUAUAAACUAUGUCGCGAGCGAUAUCGCCAACGUCUUGCGCUAUGUCGCUCCUCAAAAAAUUUCUUUCAAAAACUUUUUUUUUUCUUUACUUUGAAUUGUUUCAUUUGGAAAGUCAACGAUAGAACAAAAAUUUUGUUUUGAAUAUUAAAUGUUUGACGAUGUCGCAGCAAGAUAAUUUGCUAUAUCGCUUGCGAUGUUGUCUGUGUGUAACGGGGUAAAUGCAUACACCAUUUUCUUGCCUGGAAAAGUUGGGAUCUCUCAGUUGGCCGUGAGUCCCGGCGAGGAAAUGCUGGCGAUCGGCGGCGACACGGGAAGAGUGACCGUGGCGCAGCUGCACACGGCCAUGCCGCCGACUCUCGUCUACACGGUCCCUGGCGACGCGCGCAAGCCGGACAAGGUCGGUUAAGGAAUCUCUCAAGAAGAGAAACCCUCGUUCAGGUGACGUCACUCGCUUGGUCUUCUAAUUUGAAGCAAGUUUUUUCUGGGCAUUCCAGCGGCUUGGUACAUGUUCAUCGGUUAGGGGUUAGUAUUUUCUUUCUUUCAUUUCUAGAAAGAUAUUAAAUUUCAUUGUAUGAAGAAAGAUAGAGAAAUACAAUCUUGACACAUUUUUUUUUUGGUAAUUCAUGAAUUUUUCUGCCAUAGACAUAGUCUCAACGGCCUCAAAAAGGAGAAAAUAGUUGCUGGCUUCUUUUUGAGUACCUAAAAAGAAGUCGAAAGUUCCUCUUUCCCUCCAAAAGUCAAGAAGAAAAGAAAAACAUUUUUUAGAUCUUUUCGGGUUUGGCUUUUUUUUCAAUCUUAUGAGGUUCAUAAUUUUUGAACAGAGGUUCAAUAUUUCUGAAAAAAAAACGUUCCUUGUUCGGCAGAGCGUGUUUUGAAAUAAUUAAAAUCUGAAACUCUGCCUCUUGUCAAAUUUUGAUACCAUUUUUCUAGUCCAAAACUGUCAUUUGAAGCUUUUUUGAAGCAAUUUUUCCAGAAUCGCUCAGUUUUCCGAGCGGCCAACGAGAAGCUGACGUCUUUCGAAGGCGAAGUCGUUCAGUUAGACGUUUCUGGCCAACAAUUAUUGGUCGCGACAACUUUUGCCGCAUAUCUGUAUCAUUUGGACAGUGGUGGAACUUUUCAACAGGUGAAAAUUUGAAGAAAAAAGUCUGAAAAAGCUGAAAAACUGCUGAAAAAAACGAGUAAAAAUCUAUUUUGAAAUUUUUUUUUGAUCUUUCUAGAAGCCCUUUUUUCCAUAUUUCUUCUGAUUUCGUUCAUUUUUUCUUCUAAAUUUCCUUUAAUCUUUUUUUUAGAACAAAUAACAAGCUUUUUACUAUCUGAAUUUUUUUCAUAGAAAUCUUCUAUAGUUAAAAAAUAUUAAUCGUCAUUUUACACUUUGAUAACCAUAAUAUCCACUCUUCAAAAAAAGUUUUUUUGAACCUUCCAGGUCGGCAAAAAGCCCCGGACAGGGUCCAGCCACCUGGGAGCCUGCUUCGUGAGACAAAUCGGGGCUGACGAAACCCCAAACUGUGAAUAUGUCGUCGCGGCGAGACCCAAUGGACGACUCUGGGAGGCGAAUUUGGUCGGCGUCGUUUAUAGGUUUGUUUGAAAAUAGUUUGAUCUAGAAAAUUCGAAAAAAGAGCUCAUGAGAAACAAGCAAGAACAAAAAAUAAAAAGCAAGUUAGAAAAAAAGUAAUCGUAACCAUCGAAAAGUAUAAAGAAAAAAAGUCAAAUUUGUGACGUUUUGCCUUCUGCGGCUUGUGCAAUAUGCAAUUAAAUAUAUUUUGACCGAAGUUUGUAAUUUUUCUACUUUAAAAGGAAGAUUUUGACAUUCAACGAGAAUAAACGAGUUUUUUAAGAACCCAUCAAUUCCGACAAAACAAAUGUGUCCCAAGAGCGCCGCCAAUAUCGUUUCGCGGCUCUUUCCCCUUGUCAAAUUCGGAAUUCGAAGGAAUUCAUCCGGAAAAUCAGGACGUCCUUUUCAACGUCCUCCGCAAGAUUGUCAUCGAGAGGUUUGUUUCGAAAAAUCGUUUCAAAAAAACUGAAAAUUGGGGAAUUUCGGGGUUUGUUUAGCGAAUGGCUCUUUUUCUUUUACAGAAGUUUGAAAAUUUCAUUUCACCUUACUUGAAAUUGAAGGUGAUCAACAUCAUUCAUUUAUCAUAUAAGGUUCUGAAAAAAAUAUUCCUUCUUGUAGAAUUUUUCAUUCAGAAUAAUAUUUAGUUAGGUUUUUAGAAACUCCACAAAAAAAGGUGAUUUUUUUCAUAAAUUUUGAGCUUUUUUUCCUGUUAUAAAUAUAUACUCUUUUUUUAAAUUUAUCGUUCAAAAAAAUAUUAGCUCGACUCUUAAUUUUUUUCAAAAAAAUUUGAAUUUAAAAAGUUGAAAAUUUCAGUAAACCUUUUUCUUGAAGUUUUUCGAGUUUUGGUUUUUUUGUAUCAAAAUUUUCUCUAAAGUCAUUAAUUUUGAGGUAGCACAUCUUUUUUGAAAAAUAUUUUUCACGAAAUAUCGUCAUUUUUUCCACUUUAAAUCGUGUUUUUCUAGCCACACCUACAUUGUCAGCGCAUUCGGAAGCCGUAUUUUGAUAGUCGAUCCGGAAACUUCGCGGAUCGUUAUCGUUAGUGAACUCGAUUCAGGUAAAUUCAUCUUUUUUUGUUCAUCUGUUCAACGAAAAAAAUCAGAGAGACCUCUCAAUGACAUGAAAAAAAUCAAAAAAAGUGUUAAAAAAAGAUUCUUUUUGAAUAAUUUUUUUAUCGUUUUUUUCAAUGUAUUUUUUUCUUGAAGCGUUUUUUAGCCUUUAUUUCAAAACUUUUGCAUCGUCUUGAAAAUGUUACAAAAGUCGAAAAAAGAGUUGAAGAGGUCUUUUUUGGGAACUAAUUUGAUGACUUCUGACCGAAAAUUCAACCUCAAUUUACUUCAGAAAUAUUGGACGUCUGUACGUCGGCCAAUGACAUUUUCAUCCUUUUCUCGGGCUCGAUCGGCUUGAGGAAAUUCAGUCUUUUCGAUCGGAGCAAAGCGGUUGAGAAGAUGCAUUUCAAGUCGUUGUUCGUCCAGGUUUCAGAAGUUUCUGUUCUUAUUUCACACGUUUUUGAGUGAUUUCAAUAAUAGAAUGAAUAAUCGUUAUGAAAAUAUUACCUUUCCGUGUUUUUUUUCAUUUCACUUUUUUUGCCUAUUUUCUAAAUUUUAAAAACUUUUACAUUCAAUUCAUGACCUCAAAAAAAUUAAUAAUAAUAGUUUUCUCCUAAGAUUUAGAUUGAUACCUAUUUUAAAAAAAUAUGAGAAAAAAAAGAAAAAUUAUUUUCGUAACUGAAGAUUUUUGUCAGGUAAAAACCGGAAAUCAAACACCUUUUUCGAAUUUUUCUCUUUAAAACACCAAAUUGACCUUUUUACCAACAAAUAUUUUUUUUUGCUAUUAGUUUGACCUUUUGGUCUCUUUUAGCGUUUCCGUCAACUUGAUGGAUCAAUUUUUGAAUUGUCAAAAAUUACAGUGUGCUCAAUUUAUGAUGUUUUGUUCGCCGGGGACAAGUUUUCAACAGGAAGCGAUUGUGAAAACCUGCGAGGGACUGGCCUCUCUGAGCAAAAAAAGGUUUGAAAAAGUUGUCUUUUGAGGGACAUUUUCAAGAGAAUUUUUUUCGUGAAACUUUAAAGAAAAAAAUCUAGAUAGAUUUUUUUGAUCAAAAUUUAAAAAAAGGGUUGAAAGUUUUUUUCGUUUGUUUUUAAAAAUACAUCUUCUCUCGAUUUUUUUCAAUGUAAUCCAUUCAUUGGUGCUUUUUUUCAAGACGUAUAAGCGUUUUAUUAGCUUUUUUUUUCAAUAUUUUAAUUUAGUAAAAUCGAGGAGUAAUUUGAAAACACCUCUAAAAAAAUCUUGUAAUAUUUUCUCAGAUUUCUAUUUUUUUUUUUCCAGAAAGAAACCGAACGAUUACAAGCUGGCCUCUCGAAAUUGUUGGCCGAAAAUGAUGAAAAGAAUAUGAAACGGUCGGAGUAUGACAACUUGGAUAAGAAUGGUUCGAUCCUGGUUAUUUCUAUGUAUUUUUAUCGAUUUUUUCAGUUUCGGAGCCUUCACCACCCCCUCCAACUUCUCAAAAAUUGUCUUCUGGUGUCCAUAAGGUUAUUAAAAAAACAAUGUUAAUAGUAAUAAUAACUAUGCAGGUGCUGAACACGGUCCACGAAAGUGGCUAUGAAGACGAUUUCACGUUCAAUGCGCCGAAUCUUCUGCGGGAGAGAAGUCGGAGUAGUCCGGGAGCCUGUUCUGACGAUCAAAGGUGAUUAAAAAAGAUGAAAAAAAGUGUCGAUUCUGGUUUUAUCUUUGAAGUUUGAUCCAAGAUCAGAAAUCCCCCCUUUUUGUACGAAAUUAACGCCGAUUUAUCAAUUUUAGUUCAAUUUCCAAUCUGUAUUUUUUCACAGAAAUCUCGUUUCUCCCGACUCUCCAAUGAUCAAACGCGCUUCGAUUCCCUUGACCAUCGUCGAGGCCAGAGAAUCUACCAAAAACGGAACUCCUGACGUCGUCGAAGAGGACAUCCUCCACAGAGCCCGCCAGAUUUUGGUAUGUCGCGGAAAAAAAACGGGUCUCAAAGCGAAAAUUAUUAUGGUUUUUGGCAGGGGUAAACUACCCGAGCCCAUAUGCAAUAAAGUGGAAAAUAAUUUUCCCCCAUUUUUCUGAAAAAAAAGGCGCAUACACAGCAGGGUUGCACGGAAUUCCGUUACCCGUCUUCCGCAUAAGUUUCUCUUCCUUAACCCGUGUUCCGUCUUCCUUCCUUAAAUCAUAGUUUUGUUCCGUAACCCGUCUUCCUUCUUCCUUUUUAAAAUGUUUCACUUCCGCGCAACCCUGAUACACAGAGACAUGCUGUGCGUUCCGAAGCGCAGGAUUCUGUAGGAAAAUAAAAUUGUGACAAGCUGCCGGGAAAUGGACUAUCCACAUCAUCCGCCUUUCUGCGUUGUCAUAAUGUAGAAACGCGAGGUUUUAAUUGGGUAGAAAACGUUUUCACGAUAAUAGGUGAUUCGAAGCAACUUUUGUACUCAGGAAAGUUGCGAAAAAAUAAAUUGGAACUUUGUUUUGCCAAAAACGGAACUCCUGACGUCGUCGAAGAGGAUAUCCUCCACAGAGCCCGCCAGAUUUUGGUAUGUCGCGGAAAAAAAACGGGUCUCAAAGCGAAAAUUAUUAUGGUUUUUGGCAGGGGUAAACUACCCGAAAAAAAAAACGAUUUGAAUGAAAAUUACAGGAAUCCGACGGAAAGUUGGUUGAAAAGGAAAGUUUGAAGUUUCUUCUCCAGCUGGAAGACGUCAACCGGGACGAGAUACGUUUCACGCCGACGGUAUUUAUUCCUUCUUUAUCUCGCAAAACGAUUAGUCCUCUUGGUCUCCCAUCUUAUAAAUUCUACCCUUCUUAGCCAUUGGAGAUUUGAGAAAUAUGAAGGGUUUUCAAAAAGUUCCUAUUUUUCUUUGCACAAGACUAAAGAUUACUUUUUGAAAAAGAAGUCGGGGAUUUUUUCGUGUCACCGGAGAAUGUUUUGUUUUUCUAAUUUCGAUAUUCCCGUGUUCAAAACCUUGAGAGAAUCCUUCCAGGUGACGAUCGGAAACGCGGCCAAAGCCCUGGCCGAACUGGCGAUGACCGGCCCGAUCGAUGUGUCGACAAUCUUCGAAGAUGCCACCCGGGGCGGCGAAAAACUCGCCGAAAAACCCAAUUCGAAUCGUCCCGAAAUUGGAAAACGCGCCCGAAUCGUCAAAGUUGUUCAGCCGGGCGUUAGGGUCAUUUUUUUUAUCCACCAAAAUUUGAAAAAAAUGUGCUAAAAGGAUUUAUUAAGGCAAUUACUUUCAAUACUAUCGUUUGAAUUUUUUUCGCAUUCAUUAAAGUUGUGAUUCAUUUGGUUCUUUCUUCCAGAAACAUUUUGAUGAGACAAUUUUCGAGUAAAACCAUUAUUUUCAGCCCCGUGCUCCUCUCAACGCUGCCAAGGACAAAGACAAUCAAAAUAUCGUCCUUCCCAGCGUCCGAGACGGUUCCAAUAACGUUCUGCACAACACGAGAGGUUUAUUUUCAAAAAAAAAGUAUUUUGCAAAGUCAGGGAUUUUUUCUUGGUAUCAGAGAACAUUUUUCUGAACUUUCUUUCGAAAAUUGCUCGAAGGGUUUUUUCACGAAGUAGUAAAAUACAGAGUGAUCUUUUAAGUGGCAUGAUUUGUCGUUGAAACAGCUUAUAUCCGAAAAUAUUUCAAUGAAAAGUUUUUUUGCUUGAUUUUUUUAUGCUUUGUUGAAAUUGAUAAACUUUAAAUUCGAAAAAGAUCUCUGAAUCUCUUAAAAAGAAGCUAUUUUUUUCCACUCUUUGACGGUUUUAAGUGAGAUAACUUCUCCUUUUUUUCGGAAAGGAAAUGCGCAUCAAUUUUUGUUUUUUUUUUUUUUGCAACCCUUUUCGGCUGCCGGAAAAGAUUGGAUUCCAGAAAUAAUCGGUCAUGACGGUUUCCUUGAAGAAGACGAUGAAACGAGAAGAUUACGCGAUGAAAUGUGGCUCGAUUUGAGGCUUUCUCAAAUUUCCAGGGGUCAGUUUUGUGAAAUUUGACAAAGAAUAUGAAAAAUCACGAAAAAAAGAAAAAGAAAUCAAAGAUGUAAAAAUGAAAAAAAUACCCUUGGAUUUGAAUUUUCAUGAAUAAAAAAAGUCAAAAAAAGUCGCGCUAUGACAUCCCUGUUAAAAAGUGGCCUGAUUCCCGUAUGCAUUCGAAAUAAGAUCCGAUAACUUGAUAUUAAUUUCAUCAAAAAAAUAAAAAAAUGUCUAGUUUUUAGAAAGAAAUGACGAAGAAGAAACGGGAACUUUGAAACAGUCGGACACGGGCUGCACUUUGGCUACAGAAACCUCCUCCCCCAGUCGGGAUACUACCAUUGCUGAGGAAUUGUUCGUUUUUUACAAAGAAAAACAUGAAGAUAUUAUAGAAAUGAUUUUAGAAAAAAACCAUUGAUAGUAUUCUGCGAAUUUUAGAAUUUUUUUCAUAAAGGAAACAAAUACUAAUCACAAUAUUUUUAUUAAGAUUGCUGAGGAGUUUUUGUUUUUGAAAAGGCUAUGAACAUAAGAGUUCUCUUAAAAAGCUUUUCUGAAGAAAAAAAAAGAAUUUCCAAUCUCAGGAAAACUUUAGUUUAGGAAAGUUCGGAUGUAAGGUUUGCGGUAUUAGAAAAUGGUCUUCCGAUGAUGAGAAUGUAGAAAUAUUUUUUUCAUAUAAACAUAUCAAUUAAUUUCAUUUUUGUAAAGAUCGAUCGAUGAAGAAGUCACGCCGACGCUGGACUAUCCAAUCGUUUCUAAAGCUCAUUGCCGCAGCUGCGGAAUGCACAGGUUUGCUUUGAAUUACGAACAGUAUCGUUCAUUGAGAAAGUUACCGUUUCUUUUUCGGUGUAUUUAGUUUCAAAAGCUGAUUUCAAUAAAAUAUUCAGAAGUUGGACGGCCCUGGCUCUUCUCAGUACUUUCUGCACCCGCGCGGUGAUUAUCAAAGACGAUUUCGGCGAUGGCGGAGUUCCUUCGACGGUCGAUGACUGGACCAAAAUCCUGAAACACGUCGCGUAUCGCGAAAAUCCGGUCGAUUUGCGCGAAAUCUGCCCUCGUUGUGAAAUGACCGUCGGUGGCAUUUCCAGGAUCGCUGGUGGGUUUUGAGUGGAAAAAUCUGUUCAGAAUUAUUUUUUAUUGAGAAGUAGAGGCUUGUUUUUUACACGAAAAACUGAUCUUAAUAAUUUAAGGCACUCGAAAAUCGGCUUUUGUUCCGGAAGGAACUCGUCCUAAUAUUGAUAAGGUUGGUUUCAAACGAUGCUUUUCGAAAUCGCAGAAAUUUCUUUUCUCUUCAAAUUUUCGAUCUUUCUUUUUCAGAUCCAUGAACGUUGUACGAAUAUUUCGGAAGAUCGGCUCGAUUUAAUCAUUUGUCCGCAUCCGAGGGAAUCUUCUCGCCCAGCUUCUGCAGGUAAAAAGUUUAGAAAACUUAAACAUUACUUUUCAAAAAUUUAGAAGUAUGUUUUCUAAUGAUCGCAAAAAUUGAGUUAAAUGUGGAACUUUACUAAAAUUUAUUAAUUUUUUUCCUUUUUAGGUGAAAAACGUAUUGAAAAAAAUUCGACGGAACGUUCCACGACCAAUGGGAAUCGCUCAAACGACGCGAUUUCCGUUGAAAUCGAGUCGAAUUUCGGGCAAUCGACGGCUUGGAAGUGGAUAUGCGCUGUUGAACUCCAUGUGGUACUCGGGAAUUCCCCAGAAAAUCGAUAACUUUGUCCCGUUUUGAGAUAUUAGCCUUGGCGUCGGUUGUGCUCGGCUCGAAGGAAGUUCUGGGGAUUGUUAGGAAAAACGAGGCGGCGGUCGGGAAAAGGAUGAAAUCGAUUGAUUGGGCCUUUCUCGUGGCCAUGUGUUGCCGGGAACAGACCCUGAGAAGGAAUCCGAUCACUGCCAAGGUGAAAAAUGAGAGAAAGGGUUCAAGUUGUUAGAAAAAUAACAAAAAGUUUGUUUCUUGAUUAAAGGGGACAAAUUAGAGCUCCCUAAAGAGCUAAGGUUUAGAUAGUUUCCUAUAGGGUCUGACUCCUCAGCCCCUAUAGCUUUAGUGGUUUCUAUAGGGAUCUUAAUUUUUCCUCCUUAAAAAGACAUAUAGGGACCGCUAGUAUGCUCUCCUAGAGUGGCCACUUUUGCAAGCUUGAUGCCCCCUGUAGUGGGAAAAAAGGUGGUCUCUUGGGGGGAACCUACAAAAGCCCUAAGUUUGCCCCUCUAGUGACCACUCUGGCCCUCCUGAGCAUUUAAUCUUAUCACCAUAUGGUUUAAUAAAUAUAUAUUACAAUUAAGGCGAUGAUGAACGUUUUGAAAGAAGAAGGAGCGGCUGAUUGGGUGGUUGCCAGCAGUGAAGAGCCAAAAACGCCGCGAGCCCCGAUGCUACGAAAUCCGCACAUCUCGGCGAUGCAAAGUUGGAUCGUCGAUGCGAACGGGUUUGAAGUGACACGGAAACUGUAACUUACGGUUUUUUCGCUGCAGGAAAUGUCCCAUCUGUACGCUUCCCAUCAAAACUGUGGUUGGUGGAAAGGACUCCGGCGUGGCCGCCUUCAUGUGUGGUGGGUUUGGAUGUUUCCGAUCAGAUAUAGUCCAUUCAUUGCCAGCUUUUCGCGACUUUUAUUUUAGUCCGAGCUACGGUACCCUUCUGGGAAGCUUCUUUUCGUGACGCCAGACUUUCCUCUGUGUAUGCGCCUUUGAUAUAAACGGAAAUUUUAGGGUAAAAAAAGGAGCAUGCACAGAGAGAGGCGUGCCUAUGCAAGGGCUCUAUAGCUCGAAGAAAUUCAGUGGAAGAAACUGAGAAGAAAAAAAUUUUUGAAAUAUGUGGAAUUUCUAUUAAAAGAGAUGAAGCUUUUUACUAACCAGGGAGCGUUUUAACCCCCUCUCUCGUUUCCGAGCUUCAAAGUGUGAAAAAAAUAAAAAAAUUAGACCAAAAAAAGAGCUAUUUCGAGCUUUUUGAAGUGUCCUAACUCGAAAACGAGAUCUAUUGCGAGAAUUUUUCUUUUCGUUCUGAAAUCAGGAGGUCCUAAAGUACACUUCAGCAAAGUUUCAGCUAAAGUUCAACCAAGGGCUAAAAACCGUUCCUUAGUUAGGGAAAUCAGAAAAACGAUUCCUGAUGUCCGCGACUUCUUUUUCAAAAAGUAAUCUUUAGUCUUGUGCAAAGAAAAAUAGGAAUUUUUUUGAAAAACCCUUCAUAUUUCUUAAAUCUCCAAUGGCUAAGAAAUGUAGAAUUUAUAAGAUGGGAGACCAAGAGGACUAAUCGUUUUGCGAGAGAAAGAAGGAAUAAAUACCGUCGGCGUGAAACGUAUCUCGUCCCGGUUGACGUCUUCCAGCUGGAGAAGAAACUUCAAACUCUCCUUUUCUAAAAAAAAAAGCUUUAAAAAAAGUUUUAAAAAAGUUUAAAAAAAAAGUAAAAAAAAUAAACCAAAAGAGAGCGAAAUAAAAAUGUCAAACUUUAAUUGUGAACUUGAAAAUUUUAAAAUUUAUAUUCCCGCCUCAUAAUAAUCUUUAAAAAAUUCCUUCUUUUUACACACUUCGUUCACCGCUAGUUUGUAAAAAAGGAACUACAGAGAUGUCUAAAUCUCUCCUUUCCGCAUGCUAAUUGAUAUUCCUCAAGAGCCCUCAUUAAUUAUCGUCAGAAGGGGUUUAUCGAUUUUUAUCCCAUUCUCAAAAGCAAGAAUUUGAGGAGGUUGUUCACAUGAAAAUUGUUGGAAAGUCAGAUCAUGAUUGAAAUUCAUAUUUCACAGGCGAAGUCCCCUUUUAAGGCCUUAAAAAUUAAGUCUAGAGCUCUCUUUUAGUUCCUAAAAUGGUGUCAAACGGUUCUCGGAAUCUCCUUUUUCCCCUUUUAUUAUCUAUUUCUUAUUCCUUCAUUUCUACAUACUCAACAAAAGUCCUUUUUAAAAAGAAGAUCAAGAAAAAAAUAGUCUUUGAAGCUAUUUUCCAAAGGUCCUUUUAUGGUCCUUCUGGACUUUGCCCGUGUUUUGCGAAAGUACGUUUUCAGUUCAAUAUAAAUUCCGUUUGUUUUUGGUUCAAACUUUCUCAUCAACUAAAAAUAAAUGACCUUGGCUUGAAAAAUAGGAAAAAAACAAAUUUUAUCUUAAGACUAGUCUGGUCUGCUCCAUUAAACAAAACAAGACGAGAUAUUUGGAGCGAAGUACGGAUUUCUGCGCGUUUGCAGGUCACGUGUACCACGACAUUUGUAUGGCAGGCCGCACGGGGUGCAUCGCGUGCAGGGUCCGCGCCCGGAGAGCUUCCCGGGCCGCCGUCGGGCAGCCGACCCCCGCCGGUUCCCAUGCCGUUGUCCCUUCUUUCUGA
Caenorhabditis auriculariae is the source of this 12016-nucleotide messenger RNA. The record is from the annotation of a GenBank genome assembly. NCBI's taxonomy places the organism in Eukaryota, Metazoa, Nematoda, Chromadorea, Rhabditida, Rhabditidae.